AUGGAUGCGGAUAAAGACAAGAGCUGCAAUACUAUUAGCACAAAACGAGGAAUUGUACUCGUUUACAUGAAUGUAUGUCUUGCUCUGGUAACACGAAAAAUAUCUGAAGAAGAUUUACCGCCAUUAUCUGAAACAGAUGUUGAACCAGCACCAUUACGUUUACCAAAUAAUGGACCACCACAUGCAGGUGAUGCGACUUGUAUUGUUAUUCCAUCUCGAUCAUUAACAUCGUCUCUACGUACACCAAAUGUAAAUAGAUCUCGAACUAACUCGAUUGAUGAUAAUGAAAGUGAAGAAGUAUUAAAUUCGUCAACUAAUGACUUAAUUACUCUUUGA
Molecule: messenger RNA, 336 nt
Organism: Rotaria sp. Silwood2
Lineage: Eukaryota; Metazoa; Rotifera; Eurotatoria; Philodinida; Philodinidae
Source: the annotation of a GenBank genome assembly